AAAAACUAUAUGCCUUUCCGCAGCGUCACGCCUUUGGCGCUCCCAUGACUCUGGCGCUUCGCCCGCGUUGGCGGCCGCGCCUCCCUUUCCGGCCGCUGGCAGCCUCCGCGCUGCGUUUGGGCAUCCGGGGCGAAGCCGCGGGCGAAGCAGCCCGUGCACGGGAGCGGGAGGUGAACCUGGCAUGCCAAGCCUUGUCUGAGAGCUUGCGGUGUGGCGACCGCGCCUGGUUCGAGCGGGUGAUUCAGCAGCUGCGACAGGUGCUUCUGGAGCAGCAGAAUGAGACUGCUCUAUCAGAGGUGGUCGCGUCCGCGAGCAGCACCGUUGCGCCGCGUCCGCCACCGGCUGCACCGGUCGUCAGCUUUCCGCUGCCGUCGACCGCGUCCACGUCUCGUGGGACGGACAGGAGAGGCACAGAGAGGAUGAGUGAAGAACUCGAAGAGCCUGCCUGGCUUCAAGCCCUGCGACUCUUGGAAGCAGCUGCCACACCGAGAAAGCCAUCGACGCCGUCAGCGAGCAGAUCGGCGGUGGGAUAUUUCCCGGCACCAGAGCCAUUGGAAGAGUUUUCCCAGCAACUUGAGCCGGAAGAACAGCUGAAAACAUAUUUGGACCAGUUCAAAGAAGAAGAACCUGCUUGGGCCAAAGCUAUCCGGAUUUUGGAGAAAGUCCCUGUGGGCCGUGAAAUCAGGGUCACGCAAACGGCUUCGGCAGCAUCUGGGAACCCAAGUGGAGCGGCAACACCACAAGGGAUGCUGCGCACACCUGCUGGCCAACCUGGGCACGAUCGGGGAAGGGAGGUUCGGAUGAAAUCCUACCAGGCGAUGUUGCACGAGCACGCCUUGCGGCAUGCGCAAACCGAGAGGUUGGAUGUGCGGUUGCAGCCCAGCGAGGAGAAGUCGGAGCUCAAGCAGGGGAAACUAUCCGGCCAAAGUCAGAGCUCACAGGUCUCGCAUUCCGACAGAUGGGCAGAUGCUCCGGUUCAGGACGACAAGAAUUCCACCAUACACAGCAUCCAGACGGAAGGACAAGGCUCUACUACCGAAGAGCUGGCCAGAAUCCGUGAGCAGUUCGGGCUCAACAAGCCCAAAAAACAAAGCUUCACUCCGAAGGAAGAUGAGGUACCCAAAUCACCAGAGCCGCUGCCCAAACCACCCUCUCCACCGACCGCGCCCUCGACCGCGAGCGAUGUGGGCAUCGGCCGGGGGCACCUGGUGGCCUCCCUGCCGAGCGACGGCGAGCUGGAGUCGGAGGCGGAGCUCCGAAAGGAGGACCUUGUGUGGUCGGAGCACGAAUUCAACGACGGGGACAAGGAGAACCGUCGGGUCUUGAAGAAGUUCACGAAGGAGUUUAAGAAGAUGGCGGAAGAAACGCCUGAGGGCAUCAGGAAUCCGAAGCUUCUGACUGCAGCUUUGGACUUAGCCUUGGCAUGUGUGAAGUGCUACGAACUCGACAAGGCCGACGCCAUCUACCGUCGAGUGCUGGGCGAAUGCCGCCGGCGUGGCAUGCCGUGGGAUGUGAAGUGCUUGCAGGACUUGGCCACGCUCCGCUGCAAGCAGCACCGCCAGGCCGAUGCCGCAGAGCUGCUGGAGGAGUUGGCCCAGAAGGCGCCGCCCCACCCGGCGACCUUUAUCAAUCUCGGCACGGUUUACAACCAGCUCCGUCAAUAUGACAAAGCCGAAUCCUGGUUUCACCAAGCCGUGAACCUCAAAGGAGGAACACCUGAGCGUGAAGAUAUUUGGAAUUUGGCCAUUUGCAAGAAGAACAUGGGCCAAUAUGAGGAGGCGUUGCCCAUGUUCGAAGAAGUGCUGAGAGAGUUCCAAGUCCAUGAGCCUCACCAUCCAGUGACUAUCGCAAAAGUGCACAGUUCCUUGGGCGGUUGUCUCCACGAGAUGGGCCGUUACACUGCGGCGGCCGAGCAGUUUGACGAGGCCUAUUCGUUGUAUGCCAGCACAGUGGGGCGCCACUCGCCCCUCUUUGGCGGUGCGGCGGAGGGGAAGGCUAAAGCCUUGCAGAAGGCGGAGCGCUAUGAGGAGGCCUUUGAGGCGCUUUUGGAGGCCUUUGAGGUUCAUUCGCGUUGUGACUCUGUGCAUCCUACGCCGCUCUUCGAAUGCCUGGAAAUGGCCUUGACCCUCCAUGAGCAGCGCCCAAGCUUGGAGCUGCUGCGCUUUCAGCCUGCGAUCGAGGAUGGCAUGGCCAACUUGGAGCAAAGAGGGCAACAUCAGGACGGCAAUGCAGGACUGGUGAUGAGCCGUGCAGGGAAGCUGCUGUCCAAGACCUCUGCUCGAGGGGCAGCCGAGCGUUUGCUGCGUGAGGGGCGAGCCUUGAUUCAGCAAGCGCACGAUGCGAAGGAGGCGAACUUGGCGCAUGAAAUUCUAGAGGUGCCGAGCUUCCUUGGGCGACCAAUCGUGGCGGGAUGUGGCGGGAGAUGGAAUGCGUCGAGCUUCCCAGAUGCUGCUGUACAUAGUAGAACCUGCAUGGUAGUUUGAAUGAAACAUAAUGAAACCAUAAGUAUAAAAGGCAAUAUGAACCCUACAUCGAGCAUGUGGGUGUUGUGUCCCCAAAAUAUCGAUUGAUGGUCCAAUGGAAACGAUGGGUUUUUCAUUGUUGUGUUUCAUGGCAGCUUCGGGUGGUUUUCGGGUCAGCUUCCGCAAGGUGAGACGACUCGACACAUCCUCAUGGAACCAACGCAAGGUGAGCCGCAGAUCGUUGAUCCAGGACCAAAAGCGAAAGGUGGAACGGCAUUCAAUUGGUUCACUUGGGAUUUAGGUCAGAGUAGAGUUGUCACACUUAGUGUCACCAGAGAGGUUGUAGCCAUACCCUUCCCCUUCUCGUAUCAUUCUUAGACCCGGAAGAAAACAGCAUAGGCAUAGACCCACACCCAGUGCUUUUAGGAUUCAAGGACCGACGGAGUAGAUGCUAUCGGAUUAUGUUCGGAGCUGCUGGACACGGAGGUUAACAUUAGUUAACAUUUACAAAGGGAGACGUCUUGGGACAAGUCGUCCAACGCCAUUCUGGCAACAUCUAGCUACGGCAUCAAGUUCUGCUGUUAGACUUUAAAGCUUUAGGUCCCUGUCAGUACCCCUGCGGGUUCCCAAGCCUUCCAAUCCAAGGAAGACCACUUGUUUUGUUUUGACAAGCCUUAGAUCCUGACCUUCAUCGUUCAUGUUCUCUGGGGUCAACUCACCCAACCCAACCUAACCAUUUAACUCGAAAAGGCCCCAACCUAUACAGCAGCCCAGUAGAGUUUUGCUUGGAAGCCCUCUGCCGUCUCUCCGCAUAUCUCUUCAGGUGGAUUUGCUGCUGCACGGACUGCAGGAGCCGCUGAAGAGUGACCUUGGCCCCAAGACCUCCGCCAACAUCUCUGCGUCGGCGUGACGAUGGAGAUCUUGCGAAGACGGUGGCGCGCGGAGGAGCAAAAGGUGCGACCAUCACCGGCUUUGGCCCAGAGACGUUUGAGCCUUUGGAAGGGAAAGGAUCUGC
Durusdinium trenchii is the source of this 3477-nucleotide messenger RNA. NCBI's taxonomy places the organism in Eukaryota, Dinophyceae, Suessiales, Symbiodiniaceae. The record is from the annotation of a GenBank genome assembly.